Molecule: messenger RNA, 1125 nt
Organism: Aplosporella prunicola CBS 121167
Lineage: Eukaryota; Fungi; Ascomycota; Dothideomycetes; Botryosphaeriales; Aplosporellaceae
Exons: 7
Coding region: 1-1125 (374 amino acids)
Biological process (GO): nucleotide-excision repair; proteasome-mediated ubiquitin-dependent protein catabolic process
Cellular component (GO): nucleoplasm; cytosol
Molecular function (GO): ubiquitin binding; damaged DNA binding; proteasome binding
Source: RefSeq, a predicted model, not a curated record
AUGAAGCUCACCUUCAAGGAUCUCAAGCAACAAAAGUUCGUCAUCGAGGCCGAGCCCUCGGAGACUAUCGCCAAUGUCAAGGCGAAAAUCGCCGCCGAAAAGGGCUGGGAGUCGGACAAGCAGAAGCUCAUCUACUCUGGCAAGAUCUUGCAGGAUGACAAGACCGUAGAGUCUUACAACAUCGAGGAGAAGGGCUUCAUCGUGUGCAUGGUCCAGAAGCCCAAGCCUCAGCCGGCUGCUUCCGCCAGCAAGGCCGCUCCAUCCACCCCCGCGCGCGAAUCGCCGGCCGCUUCUACCCCCGCUGCUCCUGCGCCGUCCUCUAGCACAGCUGCCAGCAAUGUUCCUGCCACGCCUUCGCCUGCGCCUGCGGCGCCUCAGGCUCCAAGUGGCUCGCAGUUCAACAACCCAUCUUCGCUUACCAUGGGCCCCGAGAGAGAGGCGGCGAUUGCAAACAUGGAGAGCAUGGGCUUCCCGCGUGCCGACAUCGAUCGUGCCAUGAGGGCGGCCUACUUCAACCCAGACCGCGCUGUCGAGUACCUGUUGACGGGAAUUCCCGAGGGUGCGCUUCGCGAGGGCCCGACUGCCCAGCCUGGCUCUCCUACUCCCGCCCCAGCUGGCGCGACCGCGGCUGCGACUGAUGCUCCUGCCGCCCCCGGCGAGGAGCCUGUCAACUUGUUUGAGGCGGCGGCCGGCGGCCGUGGCGCUGGUGCGCGGGGUGCUGCGGGAGCGGGAGCUGGCGUGGGAGCUGGUGGUGCUGGGAACCUUGACUUCCUCCGCAAUAACCCUCAGUUCCAGCAGCUGCGCCAGCUGGUGCAGCAGCAGCCCCAGAUGCUCGAGCCGAUUCUUCAGCAGGUCGGCUCGGGCAACCCCGCCUUGGCGCAGCUGAUUGCGAACCACCCCGAGCAGUUCCUCAGCCUCUUGAGCGAGGAUGCGGAUGACGACGCCCCGCUGCCGCCUGGAGCUCAGACUGUGAGCGUUACCGAGGAGGAGCGCGAGGCGAUCGAGAGGUUGUGCCGCCUCGGCUUCGAGAGAGACCUCGUCAUCCAGGCUUACUUUGCCUGCGACAAGAACGAGGAGCUGGCCGCCAACUUCCUCUUCGACCAGCCUGAGGAUGAAGACCAGUAA